AUGGAUUUCGCUCCCGUUUCCAAGAAGAUUGUAGCCUUCGGCAGCAAACAGGUCUUCCUGCCCAAGUUCACUGUCGCCCUAAUCCGCACACCCAACCUUUCCCCUUACCACGCGAAGUUCCGCGUCCCCCUCAACUUCUCCAAGUACGACCUCCGCGAUUACCUUUACCACGCCUACAACGUCAAAGUCCACAGCAUCCGCUCUCUUGUCAAGCAGCUGCCCGUACGCGACACGGUCAAACAACCCCGCCACUGGUUCCGCCCAGAGAACGAGAAGUACAUGACAGUUGAGAUGGAGAAGCCUUUCGUCUGGCCGGAGACUCCAGAGAGCUGGGAGGCGUGGGGACGAAAGGAGAAGCAAGACGGCGUUUUGAAUAGCAGAGCUUACCAGGGUGUAAAGUCUGCUCAGGAUCAGAGGAUCGAUCAAAAGACACUGAGACACGAGGCUUUGAACCUGCUGAGGAAGGAACCUGCAUCUGAGGCUAAGGAGAAGAAGAAGGACGGUAAGGAGAAGACGAUCGAGAACGCCGCGCGGAAGUCAACGAAGCCAAAGAAAUUGGACGAGAACGUUUUGCGGAGAUGGGAGGAGCAAAGAACUCCUCAGAUCCUGGGUCACGAAUUGCUGGACUCCAAAAACUGGGACCGCCUCAGGCCACAAAAGUCUACGCCCUUCGGUGAAAAGAACGUGCCAAUAGUCUGA
Molecule: messenger RNA, 699 nt
Organism: Didymosphaeria variabile
Lineage: Eukaryota; Fungi; Ascomycota; Dothideomycetes; Pleosporales; Didymosphaeriaceae
Gene: MRP20
Product: mitochondrial 54S ribosomal protein YmL41
Exons: 2
Coding region: 1-699 (232 amino acids)
Biological process (GO): mitochondrial translation
Cellular component (GO): ribosome; mitochondrial large ribosomal subunit
Molecular function (GO): structural constituent of ribosome
Source: RefSeq, a predicted model, not a curated record